This is a messenger RNA of Phytophthora nicotianae INRA-310, 937 nucleotides long. RefSeq lists its product as hypothetical. The record is from RefSeq and is a predicted model, not a curated record. The transcript is spliced from 2 exons. Lineage: Eukaryota; Oomycota; Peronosporomycetes; Peronosporales; Peronosporaceae. Bases 37 to 885 code for a protein of 282 amino acids.
AAAAUAGAGCGCGUAGGAUAAUCCCUGAAGUUCGCAAUGGCAAAUGUGGGGCGGUGGGCUUCGCGCUCUGUGAGCGCCUACAAGACUGCGCGAUGCAGCUGUCGCACAUACUCGACUGGGCCAUUAAAGAGCGCGGUGGGGACACUGUAUUCGGCCUGUAAGCGGGUAAUGGACAACGCCGACCAACUGGCCAAGUACGAAAAGGAGCUACAGCUUUUCCCCGCUGACACCAACCCAGCGUCGCUCUGGUGGACGAUGGUGCAGCUGCACAUGCCCCAGAAGACAGAGAUCGAGCUCGUCGAGUUCCUAGAAGGCGCCAAAAUGGCGGCCAAGACGCAACUCAAGGCAGUCAACUCGAAAGAGUUCGCAGAAUACGCGGCUGGACUAACAGAUGAGUCGAAAGCUGCGGACGAACUGAGUUACUACUGCACUCCGAGGUUCUUUGAGAACUUGAAAGAGGCUGCGGCGGGUACAUUGAAGGACAAGAAUAUGACACUAGAGCUGCAGGAAAUUAACAUUGAGAGCAUCGUAGUGACCGAUGUGAGGUACGCGCAGUUGACUCAGACGGAGUAUGAAGCGCAGACCGCGGGACUCGCAGUUCUCCCGUUUCUUUGGGCGUCCGACGCCACGAUUGAGUACAUGCAAAUUCACGUGAGGACUAGGAGUCUUGAGACCACAAAGAUGACGCUUAUCGGUGAGGAGGAAUGUCUCGCACUGCAAGACAAUUCGCGUACGUGGACGUUUGGAAGCAAAGUCGGCAGCUUGGAGGAACUGGAGUGGCGUAUUGUGAAUACUGUUGGGGCGAAUAAUGAUGCCAAGCAGCUUUCGCGUACGGUGUACGCUGACCAACUUGAUGAGGGUAAACGGGAUGAUAGACACGUCUAGAAGUUGAUAUACACUACCAAUAAUUUUUUUAUACAAAUAAGUGUCACUAUUA